Meriones unguiculatus (Mongolian gerbil) is the source of this 4629-nucleotide messenger RNA. RefSeq names its product C2 calcium dependent domain containing 5 (gene C2cd5). The record is from RefSeq and is a predicted model, not a curated record. Lineage: Eukaryota; Metazoa; Chordata; Mammalia; Rodentia; Muridae. Gene Ontology annotation, biological process: intracellular protein transmembrane transport; positive regulation of vesicle fusion; protein localization to plasma membrane. Gene Ontology annotation, molecular function: calcium ion binding; calcium-dependent phospholipid binding. Bases 212 to 3649 code for a protein of 1145 amino acids. The transcript is spliced from 30 exons. Gene Ontology annotation, cellular component: plasma membrane.
AAGGUGGGAGGAGAAAGGCGUGGAGGCGCGGCGGCCGCUCCGCGGGAUGCUGACUGGACCCGGCGGCCCUCCGCUGCACGCCGGGGCUGGGGCAGCACGCUGGGCCGGCGCCCUUCGUCCGGCCGCUGCUCCGGAAUGAGGCCGCGGCGCCCGCGCGGGACGACGCGGCUGCUCCCCCGAGCGGAUCCUAGGAGAGGCCGAAGCCGCCGCGAUGCCGGGGAAGCUGAAGGUGAAAAUCGUGGCCGGUCGCCAUUUGCCGGUGAUGGACCGGGCCAGCGACCUGACGGAUGCCUUCGUGGAGGUAAAAUUUGGUAAUACAACCUUUAAGACAGAUGUGUAUCUCAAGUCACUCAAUCCUCAGUGGAACUCGGAGUGGUUUAAGUUUGAGGUGGAUGAUGAAGAUUUACAAGAUGAACCACUGCAGAUCACAGUUCUUGACCACGAUACAUACAGUGCAAACGAUGCUAUUGGCAAGGUGUACAUUGACAUUGACCCUUUACUGUACAGUGAAGCUGCCACAGUCAUCUCAGGAUGGUUCCCAAUUUAUGACACCAUACAUGGUAUCCGUGGAGAAAUCAAUGUUGUUGUCAAAGUAGACCUUUUCAAUGAUUUAAACAGAUUUAGACAGUCAUCAUGCGGUGUUAAAUUCUUUUGCACAACAUCUAUUCCAAAGUGCUACAGAGCUGUGGUAAUCCAUGGAUUUGUAGAAGAACUUGUGGUUAAUGAAGAUCCCGAAUAUCAAUGGAUUGAUCGAAUUCGUACACCAAGGGCAUCAAAUGAAGCCAGACAGAGACUAAUUUCUUUAAUGUCAGGGGAAUUACAGAGGAAGAUUGGCUUGAAAGUACUUGAGAUGAGAGGAAACGCAGUUGUUGGGUACUUGCAGUGUUUCGAUCUGGAAGGCGAGUCUGGGUUAGUGGUUCGAGCCAUAGGAACUGCGUGUACUCUGGAUAAAUUAAGUAGCCCGGCAGCAUUCCUUCCUGCAUGUAAUUCCCCAUCCAAAGAAAUGAAGGAGACUCCCUUCAAUGAGGACCCCAAUCCCAAUACUCACUCAUCAGGACCCUCAACCCCUCUGAAAAACCAAACCUAUUCCUUUUCACCUUCCAAGUCCUACAGUCGACAGUCCUCUUCUUCUGACACAGAUUUGAGUUUGACACCCAAGACGGCACCUUACCCACAGGGGCCUGGGAUGUACCUGUGUCCUAGCUCCACUCCCCUCUCUUGUGGUUCCCUUCACCUUAAGUCCCGCCUCCUCUCGGAAUCUAGCCUUACCCCUCAUCACUCUAGCCUUGUCAGCCCCGUUCUGAGGAAAAGUGUUUCUUUCAGUGAAGAGCUGUUCCUGGCUGCUUCUGGAAUGGGCAGUGGUAGUGCUGGAAAAGAAGGGGGGCCCUUUAAAGCUCUUUUACGACAACAGACUCAGUCGGCGUUGGAACAGCGGGGAGGAUCGCCUCAUAGGUUCUGUAGAAGGCGGGAGUUCCCCUUCCUCACCUUGACGGCCUUCCCUCCUGGACUUCUUGUGCAUGUGGGUGGUGUUGUCAGUGCACGCUCUGUGAAGCUCUUAGAUCGGAUCCACAACCCUGCCUUUGUCGGAAUUAUGGGUAACACAAGAUCUUACAAACUGCUAGACUGGAAUAGUUUCAAUUCAGAUGAACCAGAAACUCGAGAUGCAUGGUGGGCAGAAAUCAGACAAGAGAUAAAGUCACAUGCUAAAGCCUUAGGCUGCCAUGCUGUAGUGGGCUACAGCGAGUCAACCAGCAUCUGUGAAGAAGUCUGUAUUUUAUCAGCAUCUGGCACAGCGGCUGUACUGAACCCUCGGUUUCUGCAGGAAGGCACCGUGGAGGGCUGUUUGGAACAGAGGAUGGAGGAAAAUCUGCCUGUCGGCUGCGGGUUCUGCCACACACCGUACGAUGAGCUGAGCAUGCCCUUCCCAGCUCACCUCACACACUGCUGCAACUGCAGGAGACAGAGAGUGCCUGACGCUCUCUUUACAACCAUAGACUUGCCCACAGACGCGCUGGUUGUUGGAAAAGGUUGUCUUAUUCAGGCAAGGUUAUGUCGCCUGAAAAAGAAGGCACAGGCAGAAGCCAAUGCCACAGCUAUCAGUAAUCUCCUGCCAUUCAUGGAGUAUGAAGUACACACUCAACUGAUGAACAAGCUCAAACUCAAAGGAAUGAACGCUUUGUUUGGACUAAGAAUUCAGAUUACAGUGGGCGAAAACAUGCUGAUGGGCUUAGCGUCGGCCACAGGGGUCUACUUAGCAGCCUUGCCAACGCCUGGUGGGAUCCAGAUUGCUGGGAAGACCCCUAAUGAUGGCUCUUAUGAGCAGCACAUCUCCCACAUGCAGAAGAAAAUCAAUGACACGAUUGCCAAGAACAAGGAGCUGUAUGAAAUCAACCCCCCGGAGGUAUCUGAAGAGAUGAUAGGAUCACCCAUUCCAGAGCCUAGACAGCGCUCAAGACUUUUAAGAUCACAAUCAGAAAGUUCUGACGAAGUUACAGAGUUAGACCUUUCACACGGGAAAAAAGAUGCUUUUGUUUUAGAGAUCGACGACACUGAUGCCAUGGAAGAUGUGCAUUCCCUCCUUACUGAUGUUCCCCCUCCUUCAGGUUUUUAUAGUUGUAAUACAGAAAUUAUGCCUGGCAUAAAUAAUUGGACAUCAGAAAUACAGAUGUUCACAUCAGUGAGAGUGGUGAGGCUGAGUAGCCUCAACUUGACGAACCAAGCGCUGAAUAAGAACUUCAACGGUCUGUGUGAGAACUUGCUCAAGAGCUUGUAUUUCAAACUCCGGUCCAUGACCCCCUGCUGCCUCUGUCAUGUGAACUUUACAGUGUCUCUGCCUGAAGAUGAGUUAAUCCAGGUCACAGUCACAGCAGUUGCAAUAACUUUUGAUAAAAACCAGGCCUUACAGACCACAAAAACACAUGUUGAAAAGUCGCUACAGAGAGCCUCAACAGAUAAUGAAGACCUGCUGCAGUUCCCGCUGGAGCUCUGCUCAGACUCACUGCCUUCUCAUCCCUUCCCAGCAGCUAAAGAACACCUGGAGAGUGCGAGCUCUAACUCAGGUAUACCAGCUGCACAGAGAGCAGCGUCAGCUGAUUACAGUUCCUUUGCAGACAGAUGCAGCAGCUGGAUAGAGCUCAUUAAACUGAAAGCUCAGACCAUAAGGCGCGGAUCAAUUAAGACAACUGUAACAGUUGAGAAAGCAAGUCCCGUGGGUGAUGGAAAUUUCCGGAAUCGCUCUGUGCCACCUUGUGCAAGUUCCACAGUUGGGGUUGUUAAGAUGACGCCUCUUUCUUUUAUUCCUGGAGCAAAGAUAACUAAAUAUCUCGGCAUCAUUAACAUGUUUUUUAUUAGAGAAACUACUUCUCUCCGUGAGGAAGGAGGAGUCAGUGGUUUUCUCCAUGCUUUUAUUGCUGAAGUGUUUGCCAUGGUAAGAGCGCACGUUGCCGCCCUGGGAGGCAACGCUGUCGUUUCCUACAUUAUGAAGCAGUGUGUCUUCAUGGAGAAUCCGAGCAAGAACCAGGCGCAGUGUCUCAUCAAUGUCAGUGGCGACGCGGUGGUUUUUGUCCGUGAAUCUGACUUGGAAGUCGUAUCAACUCAGCAGCCUGCUGCCAACUGCCAGACAUCAUGUACUGGAGAAGUUACAACCUGAAGACAGGCGCUCAGCUGAAUGAAUUCAUCUGUCUCUAUUGUUUGUCAUCAUCCUCUCAGACCAAAACUCUCAGCGUGGGUCAGAUAAAUGAGGAGGGGCAGGAGGCAGUUUGGUUUAUGUGGACAUCUUGGAGGCUUGAGAAUUUCUAAUCUUGACAUUGUAAUUUAGGUUGAUUUUAAUAAAAUUAUAAUUAAAAAUGAAAUGAGAGAAUUGUCAAGAGACUAGGAUAGGUAGCUUCUGUAACAGAAAACUAAGCAGGAAUCCAGAUUGCUAAUGAGUCCACAGUUGACUUGAAAAUGGAGGAAACUACUGUGUAUUUUCAGAAAAUUACUAUGUGGAUUAUCUUGAAAUGAGGAAUUUGUUGUCUGGGUGGGUAAUGGGCUUAGGCCAUCUUUUAAAUGGAAGAAUGCACAGUGUGUGUCUGCAGAGUUGCCCAGCUGCUUUAAGGAGCUUCCGGGGGAGUGUCUACAUCCAGGAGCAGGGGAUUCCUCAUGACUGGCUGUCCACACUAAGAAGGGAGGGGACCACCUCAUGACUGGCUGUUGCUUCCUGUUUAAUGACUAGAAGAGGCAUGGCUUCAACUGGGGAGAGACCACUGUGAGAUUUGUAGCUAAGUAGUGAAAAUACAGUUGGCCUUGGAAAAACAGGAUUAUUUCCUAAUAAUAUUAUAUCGCACUCUUAGCAAUCUUAGGGGUUGAUGAGGCACACUGUUUGGUAUAGUACAUGGAAAUGAGACUUGAAGAUGCUGUGAAGUGUUGAAUGUAUGUAUUAAUUCUUACCUAUGCCAAGUACCCACUGCUAAUGAAAUAUCAAAUUCCUCCUUUGCCCAAUAAAAUGUCCUUAUAAAAUUUAGGAUUUUAUUCUCUCAGAACGGCAAAUUACUCUAAAGAUGAAGAGUCAUCUUAUUGUUACACAGGUGUCAAUAUUUUUCUGUAUUUUGUUUAUAAUUUUAUUUUUUAAAUAAAAGUUUAUAAUCAGUA